Trichomonas vaginalis G3 is the source of this 1269-nucleotide messenger RNA. RefSeq lists its product as uncharacterized. The transcript has a single exon. The record is from RefSeq and is a predicted model, not a curated record. Bases 1 to 1269 code for a protein of 422 amino acids. NCBI's taxonomy places the organism in Eukaryota, Parabasalia, Trichomonadida, Trichomonadidae.
AUGUUUCCCGCGCGACCGAUUGUCAAACUGGAUUCUCAUCCCGCAAUUGAACGCUUGAAAGGUAUGAAUGAGGAGCAAAAGCUUGAUUGUAUUCCAAGAAUUCGAACAAUUGGUUUACUCAGGCAAUCCGAAUGUAUCACGGCAUACGCCAUGGAAAUCUUCGUAGAUAUCUCUCAUGGUGUCAACAAUAUUCUCUCAAGAAUCAAAAAUUUGCAACAGCGCCUUCAGAAUAUUGAGCAGAUCGAACCUCAAGGAAUUAGUGCUUUAUCUGAGAUCAAUAAAAAGUAUUGGCAGGGAAAUUGCCCAGAUUAUUAUCCUAUUAUGGGAUACGGUGAUGAUGCUGCAAACAAAGAAUUUGAAUUCGAAGAACCUUCAUUAGUUUCCAAAGUCAUCAAGAGAGCAAAUCCUAUGCCUAACUUUGAAUGCUUUUCAGAUAUUACAGUCGGUUAUGAUCCAGAAGAUCCAGAAAGAGCUGUUGAUUUUGAUGAACUUUACUCAAAUCCAAACUUCGUCAAGAUUCAAUAUAAGCAUGAACUCAUCGAAAACAUCAAGGCAGAGCAGGAAAGAAAGAAGAAUGAAGCAAGAGAAAGAAGAGAGAGGGCAAAGGCUGAGAAAGCAGAAAUGAGAUCUCGUAAUGAGGGAGAAAAGGCAGAAAAUGCAGCUGGACAAGAUGACAUGAUCAGUGCUCUUGCAUCUCCACCACCACGCCCAGUGUUCUUAUGCUGUCCUGGUCCAAAAGGUACUGCAUCUCAUGGUGCAGUUCCAGCUUCUCUCAAAGCUGUCAAAGGUAUCUCAUACAGCGCAUCAUCUCCAACACGCAGCAUCAGGUUUGCUUCUCCAGGUGCCGCUCCUGCUGCAGCAGCACCACCACCACCGCCUCCACCGCCUCCUCCUCCACCACCAGGUGGCCUUCCUCCACCACCAAAGACUGAUGGUCCAGGUUCCAAGGCUCCAUCUCAGCCGAAUUCUGCAAUCAGUGGACAAUCAACGGCUGAUUUGCUCAAAGCAGGCGUCAAACUCAAGAAGGUUGAUGCUGGUCCAGCUACUGUUUCUCAUCUUGAUCUCAUUAAGCAAGGUGUUAAGCUCAAGAAGGUUGACAAUUCCAAACCGCUUCCACCUGUUCCAAAACAAAGUGUCGAGAACGUGGAUCCAACAGCUCUUUCAUUGCAAGAAAUUCUUGCACGCGCUGCUUCUAUCAGAGAUGCAGUUGCUGACUCGGAUGAAGACGAUGAUGUGGAUGAGAGUGAGUCUUCAUCAACCACAUGGUAA